Messenger RNA from Parascedosporium putredinis, 996 nucleotides. Lineage: Eukaryota; Fungi; Ascomycota; Sordariomycetes; Microascales; Microascaceae. The record is from the annotation of a GenBank genome assembly.
AUGUCUCUGCUCCCUAUGUGCGUAUAUGCCAUCCAGAUGGAUGCCUACUUGUCAUUAGACAGCCAAGAACAUGGCCAAGCACCUCACCCACGCCAAAAUCUCCCCCACCGGUCCGCGAGCCGGGGCCACGCCGACCAUGGCUGGCUCAACACCUACCACAGCUUCUCGUUUGCCAACUGGUACGAUCCGCGGUACACGCACUUUGGCUCCCUCCGCGUCCUCAACGAGGACAGGGUGAAGGCCAACUCCGGGUUCCCCACGCACCCGCACCGGGAUUUCGAAAUCUUUAGCUACAUCCUGAGCGGCGAGCUGACGCACCGCGACUCCAUGCUCACCAAGGGCGCCGAGGGCGGCGAGUCGGACCAGUUCUCCCGGAUGAGGCGGGGCGACGUGCAGUUCACCACGGGCGGCACGGGCAUCGCGCACUCCGAGUUUAACGAGCACAAGUCGGACACGGCGCACUUCCUCCAAAUCUGGGCCCUGCCCUGGAAGAAGGGUCUUCCUCCCGCGUAUCACACGCGCACCUUUGACGAGGCGGCCAAGAGGCAGGGUUUCGUGCCCAUCCUCAGCCCGCUCAAGGCCGGUCCCGACGCCAGCGCCAAGGAGGAGACGGAGGCCGUGCCCUUGAUCCCCGAAACCAUUCCCAUCCACGCCGACUUCGUCAUGGCGGCCGGCAUUGCCGAGCCCGGCAAGACCUUUAUCUGGACGGUGGGCGGGGAUGCCACCGAGACCAAGAAGAGAAAGGUGUUUGUGCAUCUGCCCGCGACGAAGAAGGGCGCGGCCAAGAUUAGGAUAGACGGUAGGGAAGAUGCCGAACUGUCCGAGGGUGAUGGCGCGUUUGUCGAGGCGGUGAAUGCCGGGGACAAGCUCGCGAUUGAGAGCAUAGGAGACGCGGAUGCGGAAAUCAUUGUGUUGGAUACCGCGGUCGGCCUCGACGCCCCUGUGACCGAGAACAUUUUACACUCGAGAGCAGAGAGUGCGAGAAACCGCGGGUAA